Messenger RNA from Archocentrus centrarchus (flier cichlid), 7652 nucleotides. Its product is annotated as glucocorticoid receptor. NCBI's taxonomy places the organism in Eukaryota, Metazoa, Chordata, Actinopteri, Cichliformes, Cichlidae. The record is from RefSeq and is a predicted model, not a curated record. Gene Ontology annotation, biological process: nuclear receptor-mediated glucocorticoid signaling pathway; regulation of DNA-templated transcription. The coding region runs from base 479 to 2896 and encodes 805 amino acids. The transcript is spliced from 10 exons. Gene Ontology annotation, molecular function: steroid binding; sequence-specific DNA binding; zinc ion binding. Gene Ontology annotation, cellular component: nucleus.
UUUGCAGUUGAGUGAGCCAGGGCUCGCGGCUCUAUUAUAUAACUUUAGAAUUCUCGCGCUUUUAAUGGCGCAUUAGCAGAACAUUGCGCCACUAAUAUGUCAAUUUCCUGCGGAUUUAUCUCGAGUUCUGUGCGCGAUCGAUCACUUUUUUCCUCCUGCCGGCGUUGAGCAUUAAAAAGUUAUCGACUGAUCCGUGAAACGGCGCAGACGGCGGAUCUCGCCAGCUCGAGCUGGGUCUGCGUCGGCUGUUGAUUUUACUGUUAGAAAUAUUGCGGAGAAUGUUUUCUUGCCAUACGGCCACAGAGGCGGCAACAGAUACAGCUGAUACUUCGCCACACAACAUUACUGCGACGAGGGGGCUUUAUUUAAGCGCUUCAUCUUGAGGACGCUGCGGCAUUUUUCACACUUUUCCCAAGUUGGACUAAUAAAAGAUGACCUAACCGGUGGAGUGCAUCUUGUUUCACUACAGGAAAAAGAAAUGGAUCAGGGUGGACUGAAGUGCAAUGGUAAUCGAGACGACAGCCUGACAUUUGCAGAGAUAGGAGGUACCGGUGACACACCUGGUUCACUGUUCCAGCCUGCAAUGCAUCUGGCUGGGUCUCUGCCCCCUGCCACAGUGCCCCCCAAUGGACAGGGUGGAACCAAAGGCCAGGGGGAGCUCGGUGGCCUCUUUGAGUCCCGUCAGCAUCAUGGUCUGGGUGAGGGGAUAGAAAUGAAGGAGGGUAAAAUGAUUAGAAUGCAGAAACAACAACAGCAGGAUAUUGGUAUAUUCAGCAUGGGGGAUAGCUUGCCAUUGUUUAACCAGUGUAUUUCUGAUACACCCACGUCUGUCAUCAACACCUCAGACACUUCCGUCCUAGGCAACCUUCCUCUGCCUGACCUUUUUUCCCAGCCUAUAAAGACGGAGAGCAUUCUUUCUCUGGACAAGGACUUGGGAGCUUAUAGUGGGCACACAGGCACUGGUCCAUGCGAUUUGGAUGGGAACACUGUUCGUCUUAUUGAGGAUACAGAGAUUUGGCAAGAUCUGGACCUUCCAAGCUCACUGCCAGAAAUCAGUGCUUUUGAGUUGGAUUCAGAAGUGGCACACUUGGAUAACAUUCUACAAGAGAGCACCGGUGGUGGCUGUCCUGUCAGCGGCUUGCCAAAGGAAACAAAGUCUCUCAUGGGUAAUGGAGAAAACUGUACCGGUGUGAAUGGCACAGAGCAGCAACACCAUCCCCUACACCCCCAUCAACAACAGCAGCAGCAGCAUCACCACCACCACCCAGUACAUCACCAGCAACAUCAGCCACAACAUCACCAGCCUCAGGCCCUUCUCUCCACUCUCAUCAUCAAGGAAGAGAAGAAUCCUGACGACUCUUUCAUCCAAAUCUGUACCCCUGGUGUGGUAAAACAGGAGAAGCAGGAUAGUGCUGGUUUCUGUCAGUCUCAGUGUCUCCAGAGCAGCAUCAGCUCUCUCCAUGGAGGAGGACCAGGUCCCAUGUCCUCUCCUGUGGGUGUCGGUGCAGGACCUGGCUACCACUACAGAGCCAACCCGACUUCAGCUUCAACAAUGGGCAUGCAAGACCAGAAGCCUUUUGACAUGUACUCAAACUUGCCUCUGAUGGGGGAUAGCUGGGCCCGGGGGAAAAGUUAUGGAGAGUCAUCUGGGAUUCAGCUCGGUGAUGAUAGGCUCACCUCCGUCCCAUCCUUGGCACCUUUUUCUGUUGGCUUCUCCAGUUCAUCACCCAGAGAAGGAGAGACCAGCAGCUCCGUGGUGCCUGGCCAAUCCAAGACCAGCGGGCAGACUCAUAAGAUCUGUUUGGUGUGUUCAGAUGAGGCCUCUGGAUGCCACUAUGGGGUGGUAACUUGUGGCAGCUGCAAGGUUUUCUUCAAGAGGGCCGUUGAAGGAUGGAGAGCACGACAAAACACAGAUGGCCAGCACAACUACCUUUGUGCAGGGAGAAAUGACUGCAUCAUCGAUAAGAUCCGCAGGAAGAACUGCCCAGCCUGCCGCUUCAGAAAAUGUCUUCAAGCUGGAAUGAACCUGGAAGCAAGGAAAAACAAGAAGCUGAUCAAGAUGAAAGUACACCGUCCCUCUGGGUCAUCAGAGCUCAACAUUAGCAACAUGCCUCUUCCAGUCAUACCCAGGAGCAUGCCCCAACUCGUGCCGACCAUGCUGUCCAUACUGAAGGCCAUCGAACCAGAGGUCAUCUAUUCGGGCUAUGACAGUACACUGCCAGAUACUUCCCCACGGCUCAUGUCUACUCUCAACAGGCUAGGGGGACAGCAGGUCAUCUCUGCAGUUAAGUGGGCCAAGUCACUACCAGGUUUCCGCAAUCUGCACCUUGAUGACCAGAUGACUUUGCUGCAGUGCUCCUGGCUCUUUCUCAUGUCUUUCAGUCUUGGCUGGAGGUCAUACGAGCAGUGUAAUGGCAGCAUGCUUUGCUUCGCCCCUGAUCUUGUCAUCAACAAAGAGCGCAUGAAGCUGCCCUUCAUGACUGACCAGUGCGAGCAGAUGCUGAAAAUCUGUAAUGAGUUUGUCAGACUGCAGGUGUCCUAUGAGGAGUACCUGUGCAUGAAGGUGCUGCUACUGCUCAGUACAGUACCAAAAGAUGGCCUAAAGAGCCAACCAGUUUUUGAUGAGAUCAGGAUGACAUAUAUCAAGGAGCUGGGAAAAGCCAUCGUCAAGAGAGAGGAGAACCCUAGUCAGAACUGGCAACGCUUCUACCAGCUAACUAAGCUAUUGGAUACCAUGCAGGAGAUGGUCGAGGGUCUUCUCCAGAUCUGUUUCUACACCUUUGUGAAUAAAACCCUCAGUGUGGAAUUCCCAGAGAUGCUGGCAGAGAUCAUUUCCAACCAGAUACCAAAAUUCAAAGAUGGGAGUGUCAAAGCUCUGCUGUUUCAUCAGAAAUGACUGCCUUAAACUGUGAAUCAAUGCCUUAAAUCCUGCCCUGCACAUAUCCCUCUCUGGGGGCCCCAAGCAUUUGCCUAUCCUGCCUCCCUCAUCACUCUGGUUCAGUUUCUUAGAUUUUCCUGGGCCUCCUCUAGGAAUUCUGCCACACCCCUCCAGGGCUCAGCCAUUCAGCUUAAUCUCGGAGCACAAUACCUGUGGCCUCAAGCCCCCUAUCCCAGUUCUACUUCCUAGUCCUGCCAGAAUAUCCUAUCACUGACUUGUAGCCCUUCCUCUUGGGUAGUCAAGAAUUUGACCUUUAAAUGUUUCUUGGGCUGGAUGCAUGUUGGGCAGUCUUUUUUCCCCAAGCCAUCCCCCACCAACUCUACAUCCAUGGCCCUGUCCUUGUAUUUUAAUGCUUACCUACAAUGGCUAUGUGCCUCUUAUUCUUUCAAGUCUCCAGGAUUUUACUGCAGUUUUCACCGAGAAGCUAACAUCUACAGUCCAAACACGGCUUCCUAACAGAACAUGACACCUGAUAUACUUUCCAACUUGAAAGGAUUAGCAGUUCAAGCCUAGUGUUCCUCUGCUCACAUGCCCAGCUUGUCUUUAUCCGCCCGUCCCAGCUUCACUGUGCAGAGAAUGUAGUGAGUGUUCACUUUAUUGGGGUUUUCAGGAGACCAUUCGCAAUGAAGAGGAUAAAUUAAAACCCAGAACAAUGGGUAACAUACUCACAUGAAAGAAUCCUCUUUUUUCUUCUCAAACUCUUUUCCCCUGUGAAUCAGUUACCUGUUCAGAAAUUAUUCAAAUCACAUUUCCACACCUGACCAAUGGGAAAAUUAAUUGGCUAGAGACAUAUUCUCUAUUUGUUUUAGGCACACAAUUCAAAUCACAGGCAGAAGCCACACACACACAGACACACACAUUCACUCAACCAAAUGUUUACACAGGAUGUAUCUGAGGGAAAACCAGUGCCUUUUAGUUUUUAAGCUCUUGAUAGCCAUCCACUCAAAGCUGUAGUUUUUUUGCAUAAGAAUUUGAUGUCAACAUCUUUCCACAUGUUUCUUCUGUUUCUCUAUUUCCACGUUGUAAUUUCUUUUUUCUUUUUUCUGAGCUGCCAUUUUGGUGUUAUUAAUGUCCUUUCUGUUCUAAUCUCCAGAUUUGCAUGUAGGAACACAAACUAUAGUACAGAUAAGUAUUAGAUGUUAAAAUUUGUAAUGCUAAAAGUUUAAGUUUUAUCAUAUUGCAAAAAAAAAAAAAAAAGAUUUUCAUAAUAAGUCCCAAAACAAAUUGUCUUUUUUAUCCAUGUGAAGUAUAUUAGAUAAUUAUACUGCCUCUCCCAGUCAGUAUUGAAUAGUGUUAAAAGUUCUAUUAACCAGAUUACCCAACAUAUGCAAUGAAUACACCUACAAAUAUUUUUUUCAUGACGAAGCUUCAACACACUUUGUUCAAAGCAGAUACUGCUUAAAAUUUAAAUUAAAGACAUAUCCAAUGUGAUGUGAUACUUGGGAGCAGACUGACUUCAAUUUUAAGAUUUAUAUCUUUAAAUAGUUUUAAUUGCAAUUGCAUUUGAAAAACCCAUCCAAAGCGUAAAAAGAUCCGGUGUCUGUUUGAAAAAGCGUCACAAUGAGUCAGUUAAACCAUCCUUUCAUUUUCAGCUGGAUUCAUACUGAGGUUGGUAGUUUAGUAAAUGAAGAACAUGGACAAAAGUACUGGCCUGUCUACACCUGCAGGAGCUGCUUGGCCAGUGAAGCUCCCGGUGCACAGUUUUUGUGCUGACCUUAAUAAGAGGUUUGGAACUCUUAUGCUAUUAAGGCAGCAGAGUGUUGGCGGUUUGUACCCCGCUCUGCCACAUAAAGGCUGAAUUGUUGUGGCCACUAAACACUUCUACCUUGCAAUAAUACCACUUACAGUUGAUGGUGGAAUAUCAAGUAGAGAAGAAAUUUCCCAACGUGGGUUGUUGCAUCAGUGGUGUCCUAUUACAGCACCGCACUCAUUCAGAGAGCUCUGUAAAGCACGACAUUUUCUCCCAAAUGUUUGUAAAAGCAAACUGCAAGUCUAAGUGCUGGAUUUUAUACACCUGAGGCAAUGGGACUGAAAACAUCUUUUGUCCAUAUAAUGUAGUUUCACACAAGUGUAUUUGAAAUAGGAGCAGACUCUUCAGAAAUCAGUGCAAGGGCAUAAUAGAAACUAUUUGAUAAAGUGCUAUGACCUCAGUUAGCAUGAGUCUUUGGAGGUUUAACUGACUCAAAAAAGGUAAAAAAAAAAGUAGUACUCAUGAUGGGAAAUGAAAUUAAAAUACAAGAUACCAUUUUGAAUUCAUAAUGCCUUUCAGUAGCUUAACAAACUUGCUAAAACAGGGUUUAUUAUAGAGUUACUGAGCCAACUUUGUGAAAGAGUUCAUUGAAAAAUAUGUUUAAAAAAUAUUCUUUCAAUAUAUUAGAUGUGAAUAUAGAUACCCAUAAUUGAUGAAACCUCUGGUUUCAAAAUGAUUUUCCCUCUAAAGCUGAAAAAGCUCUGCGGAUUGGUCCAAAUGAUUUGUAUAUGCAGGCUCAGGAUGUGAGAUACUUCACAUGUGCUCCACUAGUGCCAAAUGUAAUGUUUUUGUUUGUUUCUUUUCCUGGAGAUGUGAAAGAGUACUUGUUAUCUGACAUUAAGUGAUUGUUGUAACUUUGCUUCAGGGUGCUCAUUUAUAAAAAGAAAAGAAAAAAAAAAAAAAAAAAAAAGAUUUUUCAGUGUCACACCUACACCAGCUUACAAGUACUGAUUGUUAUCAUUUAACCCAGUGUAUGAUAGACCUUUUGUGAUUCACAAAAUCUUGUAUUUUUGAAUUUUCAAAGUACAUUUGUAAUGUGAAAACGUAUUCAUACCAGCUUAUGUGAUGGCCAAAGCAAAAUGCAGUGCAGUUGUAUGCUGGCUUCUGCUGGAAGUGUUAAACGUGCCCUUCAUCACCUCCUGUAGAAGCACAGUUACUUUCCUCUGUGUGUGUCUUGUGGCUGUCAGGCUUCUCUGCCUAAAAUGUCAACUGUAGAGAUUUUCAGCGGUUUACUCUGAACAGUACUCUGUACCCUCUGCAGCACAUAACUCUGAAUGCCAAUUAGCAGAGACCAGGUAAGCAGGUUGCCAUAGAGACUGGUCAUUUGUAUUUUAGUUACAGCUAACUGCACAGCAGGCCCUGGAAGCAUACAAGCCACUAUUGAAUAAGAGCCAUCUUUUUUUACAUUUUUUUUUUUUUAAAUGGUCUCUCGCUUCAGCAUUGUUUCAUUUACAGUGCAGGCUUUCAGCUCCACCUGCUAACUAUGUCGUGUGGCCUUGUGCUGUAAAGAACAUGGGCUUGUUGCUGCUCACGUCACUGUGUUAGUUAUUCUAGAGAAGUUCUGACUAAACUGUCUAUUUGGUCUAUUUGUUUGGGUAACUUGCAGACCGUAUUACAGUUGUUCCCAGGUGGUGGCGCUUCAGAAAACCAGCUUUAACAUGUAGAUGUAACCAUAUUCCUGCUCAUUUCUGAAUGGCUGUAAGUGCAUAUAGCAACGCUGACAUAUCUAGCGCAGUGUAAACAUCAUCCAUAAUGACAAAUCAUUUUUUUUGCUUUGACAUAGCCUCUGUGCACCUGUACAUUUUUCUGUGUGACAGUUCACCUUCAUGCUCGACUAAAGGCCUUGCAAAAGGGAGCCAGAGAGCCAUAGAAAUAAGAUUUCACAUCAGGAAAUAGAUAAACCCUUAACAUAUAUCAAUGCUUUUAGAGAUUGAUCUAUUGUAAAAACAAAAAAAAAAAAGAUAUUUUCUGUGAUUUUGAUUACAUCGGCUUAGUCCUCUUUGAUAAGACUAAUUUUACUCAGUCGCUUUUGUAUAUUGAAUGAGUCGAGAAAGUAAAUAUUUUUCUGUUUGUUGGUUUGUGUUUGAUAAAGGUAGACGUGUUGAAUACAUAAGGAAGUGUUAAACAUGUUUGUCUUGUGAAGUAAAUGUAAAUUCUAUGAGUCCAUGAAAAAGUCCACAUGAAAGUUCACUGUGUUUUUAAAGAUAAGGAAAUGAGGGAGAGGGGACGAGAAGGACUGGAGGAGAUUUUUUUUUGUUUAUAUAAGAGUGACCAAAGCAGAGGAGACAACAAAAAUUAACAAAAGAAGUAUUCAAGCAGUUACAUUUUGAGUAGCACUUACUAUCCAACUUCUAGUACUUCUUGUUUUAUUUUAAAGAUGUCUUUUGUAAAGGUCUUGGCUUUGGACCCCAUGUAUAUUUCUGUGCGGAUUUACCGGUCACUUUAAAAAGAAAAUUAAAAAAAAAAAAUUGACUCUCCAUAUGAAAGUAAAAUUUACCAGAGCCUGACAGAAUUGCACUACCCUGAUACUGUUUGCUAUAAUCUAUUUUGUAUAAAAUACAUGCAAAUAUUAUCUUUAAAGAUUAAGGGCAGAUCAUGUUUCACUGGUAUAUAUGGCUAUAGCUUUCACUAAAGUCUGUUUUGUUUGUAUUUCAGUUAUGUAAAUGUAAUCCAAUGUUUAAAAAAAAGAAAAAAGGUAAAAGAAAAACCUAAACCAUAAAAAAAAAACAAUAGUUUGUAUUACAUCUGUAUUACACCCUUCCUGUAGUCAGUGUCAAUAUUUUCACCUAUUUGAUUAAAUGUUGAAUUAAGUUGUUAUGUGUCGUUCUCUGACAUUGGGUUUGGCAUCGUGUUAGAUGAUCCUUCUGUCAUCACUGGUUAAGAGUGGAAAUUUGGAAGAACUGAUUGAUCUUUAGUUAAAACAUCUUACACAAUAAAGUUUCCUGUUUUUUCAACACUCAGCUA